Phytophthora infestans T30-4 is the source of this 862-nucleotide messenger RNA. RefSeq lists its product as uncharacterized. NCBI's taxonomy places the organism in Eukaryota, Oomycota, Peronosporomycetes, Peronosporales, Peronosporaceae. The record is from RefSeq and is a predicted model, not a curated record. The transcript has a single exon. Bases 38 to 802 code for a protein of 254 amino acids.
UUCCCUUUCAUUUCAAGAGCUACCGCGCACAGUGAAAAUGCAUCGCGGCGUCUUGCGCAGCUUAGUACUGCUAGCGCUGCUGGCGACGGUAGCCUCCUCCCAAUCGUCCAGCGGCUCAACGUCCACCUCCAUUUUCACGAACUCGACAACGAACUCUUCAUCCUCCUCGUCGAGCUCCAAGAGCCAAUGCGAAAUUUGCCGUGACGGUGGCGACUGCUCCAAGGCCUACAACGGAGCCGCUGGGAAAUUUUGUAACUCGUGGCUGGACCGAUCUAGCAACCGACGCGCAUGCUGCUGCCCAGCCAGCGAUGUCUGCUCCUCGGACAACACUUACGAAUGCACGUGCCAGCUCAAAAAGAACGAGCGCCCGUCGUACUGGAUCUGGAUCGGUCUCGGCGUCUUCGCCGUCGGUGGACUGAUCGGUGCUAGCGCCCUGAUGGCCAUUCGCAAGCGUCGCACGCAGCAGCAAGGUGCUUACCGACCUGAAGCUGGUAUGGCGUACCCCCAGCAACCCGUGUACGCCCAAGGUGGCUACCCCCAGCAAGGCUACGCACCAGGCAGUUACGAGCAGCCAGUGUAUGCCCAAGGAGGCUACGCUCAACCUACAUACGUUCAGCCGGGCUACGGACCUGGCGGCUAUCGAGACGACUAUGGUCGAGGCGGACGUCGUGGGAUGGGCACGGGCGGUGCUGUGGCUAUGGGUGCUGCGGGAGGUCUACUGGGUGGUCUUCUAAUCGGUGAAGCCCUAGGUGACAUGGGCGGCGAUGGAGGCGGUGGUGGCGAAUUUGGUGGAGACUUUUAGAUCGACAUCAUAAAUGAGGGGGAAACUCCCCAGAGAAUAUAGCGCACAUGGAUAUCCAAA